Chironomus riparius is the source of this 1044-nucleotide messenger RNA. Lineage: Eukaryota; Metazoa; Arthropoda; Insecta; Diptera; Chironomidae. The record is from the annotation of a GenBank genome assembly.
AUGGAUAAUGAAAAUGAGGCGGAAGGGACAUUAAAUCUAGAGGAAUUAAAGGAUGCAUUAAUCAAACAUGUAUCUACCGAGAAACAGGCAUUUUUUAAGCAUCAACAAAAAGAUGAAAUUGAUUUAAAUGUUGAUGACAAAAAAGUAAUAUUAACAGACAUCCUAGCCAGUUCUCAUUCAAAGUUCCUAGCUAGAUUUGGUAUGGUCCUUAAAAAGGAACACUUGAAAUAUUUUGAGUCACAGAAUUAUGAUACAGAACAACAAGAACUAGUGAAGGAACAGAUCAAGCAAUUAAGCUACAACUUGGAUCAUCAAAGAACAUUAAUUAAGAAUAGAAGAUAUGCUGCAAUGAUGAAAUUAAUUCAUGAUAAUGAAUACUUUAGUGAUAUUGAAAUGGAAAGACGAAAUCCAAUACUCUAUAAUGAGCUAGUUGCCAAGUUUAUAACACCAGCAGAACUAGCUAAAAGGAGGCGACCGAAUGCUCAAACUAGCACAUUAGUGGAUGUUUUAUUAAAUCAAAUAGACUACGAGGAGAACUUAGAAAAUGCCAAGAAGCAGAGAGAAUUAGAAGGUGAUGAUUCAAGGCAGUCAUUCGAUAGUAAUAAUGAAUCAGAUGUAGAAUCUAAUCAAAUGCAAUGGGGAAAUUUCGAUAGUGAAGAAGUGAAUUGCAGCACAAAAAAUAGAGCAAGGAGAAAAAGGAAUGCAGAUAUUUUGGUUACGGCCGGCGAACGUGAUGUGCUGAGAGACGAGUUUUUAGGAAUAAUGUAUAAUGAAUUUCUUCUGGGCCAUGAUACUGAAUUUUUUGAUUAUAGUCAAGUCGAUACAAACGAGGAAUAUGACGACAUGUCAUUAGAAAAGGAUCAAGACUUUAAAGAUAAAUACUUUGAGGAUGAAGAUUCACAAAAUGUUGGUCAAGACAACAGUGAUAAAAUUACUAAAACUGACGAAUCUGAAGAUGAAUUAGAUAUUUAUAUGCAGCACAUAGAGGAACACAUCAUGAGACAGAAUAGCGAUAAAUUGGUAGAAGAAUUUGAUGAUGAAUAA